This is a messenger RNA of Fopius arisanus, 2283 nucleotides long. RefSeq lists its product as uncharacterized. The record is from RefSeq and is a predicted model, not a curated record. The transcript has 5 exons. The coding region runs from base 1 to 2283 and encodes 760 amino acids. NCBI's taxonomy places the organism in Eukaryota, Metazoa, Arthropoda, Insecta, Hymenoptera, Braconidae.
AUGCAAUGCGAACUGUUCAACAAGACCUCCUUCUCCGCGGCAAGGGGAUCCUCUAAAGAACAAUUAACGGAGCUCCUACAAAAAUUCUGGGUCCAGGAAGAACCACCAACUCCAACGAACGCAACCAACGAGCUCACACCAGACGAACGAGAGUGUGAAGAACACUUCCAACGCACUCAUCAACGAGACACAGCUGUGCGCUAUAUUGUGAGAUUACCACUGCGCACAUCAACUACAGCGCUCGGAGAAUCGAGGAGUACGGCGGUUCCUCAACUCCAUUCAGUGAAAAGAAGAUUGAACGCCAAUCCUGAAUACAGCAAGCUGUACAACGACUUCAUCAACGAGUACGAAGCAUUUGAUCACAUGCGACGUACACACGACACCUCAGAACCAUCAACAACAUAUUACCUGCCACAUCAUGGAGUUCUGAGGGAGGAUGCACUAACCACGAAGCUACGAGUGGUUUUCAACGGCUCCAACAAAACAACUUCGUGCAUGUCACUCAACGACAUCCUCCACGCGGGCGGGAAGCUUCAAGUGGAUGCAAUGGAUUGUGGGAAAGACAGGAAACUUCAGGGGAGUCUAAUCGGGUUCGAGCGAGAGAGAGAGAUACGACCUUAUAAUUUCUACCGAUCAGUUGCUAAGCAGCUAGUCAACGACGAAGGUCAACGAUUCCCAGCAGCAGUGCCACCGCUAACUAAAGGGCGUUACGUCGACGACAUUUAUGGUGGAGCUGACUCAGAGGAAGAAACAAAAGAAAUGAUAACUCAACUUCAACAAAUCUGCCAUGCAGGCGGAUUUCCACUCCAGAAGUGGACGAGCAAUCACCCAGAGAUACUCGAGCAAGUCAACUUGUCAACGGGAACGGCAGGGCCAGUGCAAUUCGAGGAGACAAUAAUAAAAACUCUCGGAUUGCGUUGGCAUCCAUCGACGGACUCAUUACACUACAAAGCAAAGACCUUCAACUCAACGAACUUCACCAAGAGAACACUGUUGUCGGAAAUAGCUCAGAUUUUCGACCCUCUUGGAUUCAUCACACCAGUCAUAGUCCGAGGAAAAACAUUAAUCCAAGAACUCUGGUUGCUAAAAUCAACAUGGGAUGAUCAACUGCCACUUGAAUACGUACGACGGUGGAAACAGUUCAGGGACGAACUCACGCAACUCGACCAGCUCUCCAUCCCCAGAUGGCUGAGCCUAUCUCCAACGAUCACCAACGUACAAAUACAUGCAUUUGCAGACGCAUCGACGGUUGCCAUGGGGGCAGUCGUCUAUUUACGAACUCAACGAAGCAACGAAACACCAACGGUCAACUUGGUUCGUGCGAAAACGAGAGUAGCACCACUGAAGAGAAUGACGAUUCCACUCCUAGAGCUCACCGUAGCUCUCCUGCUGACAAAAAUAGUCAGCUGGACUCAACAAACGUUGGAACUCAACGCAGAGAUAUACCUCUGGUCUGAUUCAUCGGUCGCCUUGGCAUGGAUCAACAGCCAUCCAUCACGAUGGAAGGAGUUCGUUCACAACAGAGUGACGAAAAUUCAAGAAGAAUUACCAACAGCUGUGUGGAGACAUGUUGGCGGGAUUUACAACCCCGCUGAAUGUGCUUCACGUGGCAUAUCACCGACUCAACUCAACGAACAUCAUCUAUGGUGGAACGGGCCUGACUGGCUCGCCAAACCGCCAUCAGCCUGGCCACAAAACACAACCAACACUCCAACGGAGGUCUCACUUGAAGAGAGACCAGCAUCGGCUCACCCAGUGGCUGUUGAAAUUAGACAGCAUUCAUUGGCAGAGUUCGUCAACAGAUACUCCACGUUGUCUAAGAUAACCAACGUCAGACACGCCAGUGCUAACAACGAGAGAACUCAACGAAGCGAGGAUCUUCUGGAACCUCAACGAGAACACUCAACUUCCUCGACAACAUCCACUGGCCAAACUGACGCCGAGAAUAGACGACCAAGGAAUUCUACGGUUGGGUGGACGACUGAAAAACUCACUGCUCGCUCCAGACGAAAUUCACCCAGUGAUAUUGCCACGGAAGUCUCGGCUAACAACAUUAAUCAUCAACGAAGCUCACCAGAAAACUCUACACGGAGGAGUGCAACUCACCAUGGCCUACAUCAGACAACGAUACUGGAUCGUUGGAGGCAGAAGAUCAGUACAAGCAUUCAUGAUACGCUGCUCUGUCUGCACCAGGUACAGGGCAACACGAGCACAACAGCUGAUGGGUCAGCUCCCAACGCCGAGAGCAACACCUUCAAGACCAUUCCUGCACACUGGAAUUGA